Ilex paraguariensis (yerba mate) is the source of this 1082-nucleotide messenger RNA. The record is from the annotation of a GenBank genome assembly. Lineage: Eukaryota; Viridiplantae; Streptophyta; Magnoliopsida; Aquifoliales; Aquifoliaceae.
UAUAACUCUUUGUACUUUCAUUCUUGUUCUGAUACUGCUUGAAUUUCUCUGAUUUCGAUGCUUAUCUGUGGUGAAAAAACUCAGAAGAGGUCAAAAUGCCAGAAGAUCAAUGUGCUGAGCGUGCUCUGUUCGGUGGAGCAAUAGCCAGUACGUUCCCACUUAGAUUUCAGGAUGUGAGCGAUAUACGUCAAGUCCCUGAUCAUCAGGAGGCAUUUGUGGACCCUGCACGUGAUGAGAGCUUGAUAAUUGAGAUAUUAGAUUUGAAGCUUGAUGUUGCCGAUAACGGAAGUGCUACUUGGUUUCUUCAAGACCUUGCCACAGAACAAGAUGCUGAAGGACGCACGCUGAUUGAGCAGUCAGGAGUGUUUGAGGCAGAGGGGUUGCAUUUCAGAAACAUGCCUGUAGUCAUUACAACUGCAGUCGGCCAAAUGGCCAUCUCUAAGGGACGACAAGGAAGGGAAGCACAAAAUAUAGUACGGGUGUAUUUGGCGAAUUUGCGUCUUAAGGAAGUUGGCACAGAUAUACUGAUCACUGCAUAUGAGCCCAUCUUAAUAAACCCUUUCAGUGAAAGUGCUAGUACGGUUGGGGCUGGUUUAGCUGUACCUGCCGCACAAUCUGGGUGUAUGCCAAUGGCUGAGGUUUUUAAACUUGCUGUCUCUAGCUUCAAAGUUAAUGAUUGGAGUCUUUUUGGCACCGCUACCGACGCAAACAACCCCCAGCUGUCCUGAUACAAUGGUUCGUUGGUGAUGGGUUAGAUGGUAUUACAAGUUGUUAAAUAUUAAUGCAGGCAAGGCAUGUGGACAACUCCUUAAUCUGAGGAAAAUCUCCCCAUGAAGCUUUUGGAGCAGGAGUAUCAAUCGAGUCGUGUUGUGUGAUGUGUGGAACGUGUCAUAGGGUGUCAGUGUGUGUCUGUGUCUGUGUCAGUUUUGUAGUCCUUGUAUUAGAAACGGCAGUAUAAGAAUCUCUUUUUUCCAUCGCACUUAGAAUUCCAUAAAUUAAAAAUGUAUUCGAUAAAUUUCUUAGCAAGGUCAAAUCUAAUUAUUUAAUUAUGCAGCAAUACUUUAUUAGAUAAAAAAAAUAAA